Molecule: messenger RNA, 1691 nt
Organism: Ananas comosus (pineapple)
Lineage: Eukaryota; Viridiplantae; Streptophyta; Magnoliopsida; Poales; Bromeliaceae
Product: melanoma-associated antigen 4-like
Exons: 8
Coding region: 398-1096 (232 amino acids)
Cellular component (GO): nucleus
Source: RefSeq, a predicted model, not a curated record
AAAUUAAAAAAAUUAAAAAAAUUAAAAAAAUCAGUCGAUCAAAAAGUUUUUGCCCUUACUUCUUCCUCACCCCUGCGGCCCUGCCACUGACCCAAGCCCCCAUCCCGUCCCCUCCCCCUCUUCCCUUCCGGCCGCUCGCCGAACGCCAUCGGAAGCCCCCACGGGGCCACAUCGAAGAUCGGGUUCUUCACUCUUCAGAAAUCAGAACCCUCUUCCUCUUCCUCUUCCGCUUCCGCUUCCGCUCUCCAACGAUGGAUCAGUAAUCGGGUGGUUCUUUACAAACCAGAGCAGCCAGAGAGUUAUCGUGGGGCCGCGCACCGCUCGCCAUCGGAAUCCCCCGCGAGGCCGAGCACCACUCACAAUCUGGUUCUAAGUUCCGCUGUUCCACUAUAUCCGGAUGGGUAGCAACGAGGAUUAUUCGCAAAUCGAUGUGUCAUUAGAGGAGAAAGAUAAGCUGGUUGCGGAAGUAAUUCGCUACGUGCUGUUCAAGACGUACCAGACUGCCGGCUGCCCGAUAAAGCGGGAAGAAUUGGCGCAAAUUGUGACGAAGAAUUACCGCCAGCGCGCCCUUCCUGGGCUCGUGAUAAGCGAGGCGAAGGAAAAGCUCUCGAGCGUUUUCGGCUACGAGAUGAGAGAGCUCCAGCGGCUUCGUCUGCCAUCGCGGUCGACUCGCUCUUCGCAGCAAUGUAUGGUAGAGGCAAAAUCAUAUAUUGUAACGAGUCAGCUACCUUCCGAUAUCUAUAGCAAAUACUUGGAGGAUAAAGAGAAUUCCCAUAUGACCGGUUUCGCUUUUGUUGUUGUCGGCAUUGUCCAUCUCGCAGGCAGUAAAAUUUCUGAAGAAAACUUAUGGCAUCAGUUGAGAUGGCUGGGCUUAAACGAGAGUGACGAGAAUCAUCCGGUUUUUGGCAACAGUAAGCAGACACUGGAGAUGCUUGUGCAGCAAAGGUACUUGCAGAAGGAGAAAGUUGCCGGCCCAGAAGGCAAUAACUUGAUGUAUGAUCUUGCUGAGAGGGCAUUGGAUGAGUCCAUCAGUGGGAAAUUAAAAGACUAUAUCUCGCAGGUGGUGAAUAAAGACCCCACAGUAGAAGCAGAUUGACAUUAGUUGGAAAAUCGACCGCGAGUGUUUCCCUUAUUUUACAAUUCAACUUUAUCUAUUAUCCUCUGACUAAAUUUCUUGUUUUUCCUUUCUGACCUUGCUAGGCUGCCAGACAUUCUGAAUCCAAUCCACUUGACCUAAAUGUUCCUUGAAGCAAGGGAUUAUCAUCUGAGACCGGAUGUUUAAUGUGUAUAGCUACUCUAAUGUCUUCUUUUGCGACAGUUUAACUGAGCGGGUGAUGAAAAUACAACUGAAUUAAGCCAUGAAAAAUUGUUAAGGCAACAUUUGAUUUUGAAUGGCACUCAUUUAUGACGACACUUUAACAUCUUGAUGAUGUCAACUGAGUCAUCUUACUGUUGUACAUAUCUCCGAAAAUUUAUGUUCAGAAUAUGUAGAGAAGUUUUUGUGGUGCCAUUGCUGGUUCGCUAGUCAUCUAGUGAGUCUAUGAGAUUAUUGUAUAGGAGGAAGCUAAAUGAGUUGUUAAGGCAGGCAAGAUGUAUGGGUUCUUUGCAGCUUUGUAACAGGAGUAAUUUAUGAGAACAGGAAUGCUAUUAUGCUACUCGGAUGCAAUACUAUUGUUCUUUCAUCCUUCAUA